AUGUCGCCGGCACAGCCUAUCAAGUUCAAGCCCCGUCCUGACCGCUUGUUGGAGGCAUCAACAUUCGUCUCCAACUCGUACCUAUCCUCGUCGCCCAUUGCGCAAGAAAUCCUAGCUAGGGACCUUGCAGAAUGCUGCGAUGACUACGGAACCCACGACUGCCGCUGUGGGCACGACUAUGACGAUGAUGUCGACUUUGAGACCGAGCCCCUGGAGGUGACCAACGCCCAAGGCUCAUCCUUUGCACCGAGAUCUAGUGGUGUAGCCUAUGGCACCUUGAGACCCAUCAUCACGACUGAGACAGCUGCAAGCUCAGAUGUCGCACUCUCUCGUGAUGCCGAGAGGAGUCUACUUCGGGACAACCAUAUCCUCCCUCCUAAGCAUCGUCGAGGACUUGCCGAGCCAGCCUGGAGGCAGAUGUAUCGGCGGAUGUUCAGUACCAAAGUACCUCAGAGCGAUGAGGUUGGCCCUAUCAUUUCGGCAUCCUCCACAAAAGCCCUCGAGAGCACACCUCUGCUGCAAGACUUCUACCUGGACCCGCCGUCCCCGACCGAGAGCGAAGAGAUCAACCGAUGGGAAGCGGCGGUAGCUGCCAAUGUCCUCAAAACAACGUGGCAGCGCGAAGCCCAAACUCUCACACAAUACUCGAGGUCGUUGAUCAUCACAUUCCUUCUACACUACUCGGUCACUGUCACAAGUGUUUUCACUGUGGGCCGCAUUGGUCGUCUGGAACUUGGAGCCGUCAGUCUCGCCACCAUGACCGCCAACAUCACCUGCUACGCCCCAGUUCAAGGCCUCUCAACUUGCCUGGAUACGCUCUGUGCCCAAGCCUAUGGAUCUGGCCACAAACACUUGGUCGGACUGCAGCUUCAGAGAAUGACAUAUCUGUUGUGGAUGCUGCUAGUUCCCAUUGUUACCCUGUGGUGGUUUUCAGGAAGCGUGCUAGCCUCGAUCAUUCCGGAGCCCGAGACAGCUGCGCUGGCGGGACUGUACCUCCGGGUGCUGAUUCUCGGGACACCUGGCGUUGCGGCAUUCGAGAGCGGCAAGCGCUUCGUGCAGGCUCAGGGUCUGUUUCACGCAACAACUUUUGUUCUUCUCAUUGGCGCUUCAGUCAACAUCUUUGCCAACUGGCUCUUUGUAUGGAAAAUGGGAUGGGGGUUCACGGGCGCUGCAACAGCCGUCGUCUUCACGCAGAAUCUUCUUCCAUUCCUGCUUUUCCUCUAUGUUCGGUUCAUUGAAGGCAUGGAGUGCUGGAAUGGGCUCACUCGACGAGCUUUCAGCAACUGGGGGCCAAUGGUCAAGCUUGCUCUUCCUGGAAUGAUCAUGGUUGAAGCGCAGUAUUUUGCCUUUGAGGUUCUCACACUGGCAGCCAGUCAAUUCGGCAGUGCUCAUCUUGCCGCACAGAGCGUCGUUGUCACGGUGACGUCCACGACAUUCAACAUCCCCUUUCCACUUUCCAUCGCGGCCUCAACACGCGUGGCAAACCUUAUCGGGGCCAGAUUAAGUGGCGCUGCGAAGACCAGCGCAAAAGUGGCACUCGUGGCUGGAUGUCUGGUGGGACUGUUCAACCUCGCCCUGCUCAGCAGCCUCCGAUUCAAGAUACCGUACCUCUUUACAAAUGACGAAGAGGUUGCAGCCAUCGUGUCAGAAGUGCUACCCAUAUGCGCUGUCCUGCAACUGUUUGACGCCCUGGCAGCAAUAUCACACGGCCUUCUCAGGGGUAUCGGGAGGCAGAGCAUUGGUAGCUUCACCAACUUGGGUUCGUACUAUCUCGUGGCGCUGCCUAUCUCGUUCUCGACUGGAUGGGUUCUUGGAUGGAAACUGGAGGGGCUCUGGUUCGGCAUUGCCAUUGGCCUAGCAGUUGUUUCGAGCGUGGAGCUCUGGUACCUGUACCAGGCUAAUUGGGACCAUGCUGUGGAAGAGGCGGAGAUGAGAAUGCGUUCGGAUGAUGUCUGUCAUGGGGAGUUUAAAUGA
Messenger RNA from Podospora anserina S mat+, 1974 nucleotides. RefSeq lists its product as uncharacterized. The record is from RefSeq and is a predicted model, not a curated record. Gene Ontology annotation, cellular component: membrane. Lineage: Eukaryota; Fungi; Ascomycota; Sordariomycetes; Sordariales; Podosporaceae. Gene Ontology annotation, molecular function: xenobiotic transmembrane transporter activity; antiporter activity. Bases 1 to 1974 code for a protein of 657 amino acids. Gene Ontology annotation, biological process: xenobiotic detoxification by transmembrane export across the plasma membrane. The transcript has 4 exons.